AUGCCUCGUUCCUACCCUGUCCUCCUCUUCUUCUCCCUUGGUCUCAUGCUCCGCUGUCACGCAACCAGCUCAAACUUUCUCUGGAUUAACUGUCCUCAUGAUGCCAACUACACCACCAACAGCACCUUCCAGACCAACCUCAACCUCCUCCUCGCCUCCCUCUCCUCCUCCACCGCCGCCACCGGCUACUCCAACGACACGGAAGGUCAGUCCUCGGACCAAGUCCACGGCCUUGCGUUAUGCCGCGGCGACGUCUCCUCCUCCGUGUGUCAGACCUGCCUCGACGCCGCCGUCCAAGACAUCAUCCAGUCGUGCCCCAACGGCAUGACAUCCACCAUAUGCUACGACGACUGCCUGCUUCGCUACUCCAACCAGAUGUUCUUCUCCACGGUGGACACCUCCUUCAGGUACUGGGCGUGGAACAUCCAGAACGUCUCGGAUCAGCAGCAGUUCGAGACCACGUUGGGGAAUCUCAUGGACGAUCUCACCGAGAAAGCAAGUAGCUCGCCCAAACUGUUCGCGGCUGGAUCGGCCAAAGUCACCAGCUUCGAUAAGCUGUACGGGUUGGUGCAGUGCUCGAGGGACCUGUCGGCGGACGAUUGUUACCGGUGUCUCCGGGACACGGUGACCUUCAUUCCCAAGUGUUGCAGUUGGAAGCAGGGAGGGAAGGUGUACGCCCAGAGUUGUUACCUUCGCUUCGAGUUGUAUCCUUACUACAACAUCUCCUCCGUGAACGCUCCACCGCCCCCGUCUCCGAGCAGCAUGACGGCCAACGAUACCGGGCCAAAUGAUGCCAGUGGAGGUAAGAAUAGACAUAAACACAGAAACAUUUUGUCAAUAGAAUCGACCUGA
Musa acuminata subsp. malaccensis (wild Malaysian banana) is the source of this 852-nucleotide messenger RNA. Lineage: Eukaryota; Viridiplantae; Streptophyta; Magnoliopsida; Zingiberales; Musaceae. The record is from RefSeq and is a predicted model, not a curated record.